Messenger RNA from Hypanus sabinus (Atlantic stingray), 4876 nucleotides. RefSeq names its product ArfGAP with SH3 domain, ankyrin repeat and PH domain 2a (gene asap2a). The coding region runs from base 150 to 3233 and encodes 1027 amino acids. Gene Ontology annotation, biological process: positive regulation of GTPase activity. The record is from RefSeq and is a predicted model, not a curated record. Gene Ontology annotation, cellular component: cytoplasm. NCBI's taxonomy places the organism in Eukaryota, Metazoa, Chordata, Chondrichthyes, Myliobatiformes, Dasyatidae. Gene Ontology annotation, molecular function: protein binding; GTPase activator activity. The transcript has 28 exons.
CCCCCUCCCCUCCCCUCCCCGCCACCGUCAUGGCUCGAGAGGUGUGAGCGCGGCUUCUCGUCGGUCGGUGAUCGUUGUGAGGAACAUCCCUCGACAGGCGAAGGGCAGCCAGACCGCGUUUGUUGGGUACGAAGGGAGAAGGAACUGCCAUGCCGGACCAGAUCACAGUGUCGGAAUUCGUGGCCGAGACGAACGAGGAUUACAAAUCUCCGACUGCCUCCAGCUUCACCACCAAGAUGAGCCAGUGCAGGAACACAGUGGCUGCCUUGGAGGAGGCACUGGAUGUGGAUCGUGGAGUAUUACAAAAGAUGAAGAAAUCUGUUAAAGCUAUUUACACAUCUGGACUAGGGCAUGUAGAAAAUGAAGAACAAUACACACAAGCAUUGGAGAAGUUUGGUGGUAACUGUGUCUGUCGUGAUGAUCCUGAUCUUGGCACAGCUUUUCUGAAGUUUUCAGUCUUCACAAAAGAGUUAACUGCAUUAUUCAAAAACCUGAUUCAGAAUAUGAACAAUAUCAUCACUUUUCCUCUGGAUAGCUUAUUGAAAGGAGAUCUGAAGGGAGUUAAAGGGGAUCUUAAGAAGCCUUUUGAUAAAGCCUGGAAGGAUUAUGAAACAAAAGUUACAAAGAUUGAAAAGGAGAAAAAAGAGCAUGCCAAACAACAUGGUAUGAUUCGUACAGAAAUAAGUGGAGCAGAAAUUGCUGAAGAAAUGGAAAAAGAGCGGAGAUUUUUCCAAUUACAAAUGUGUGAGUAUUUGCUUAAGGUCAAUGAGAUCAAGAUUAAGAAAGGUGUUGAUUUACUGCAGAAUCUCAUUAAAUACUUCCAUGCACAAUGCAACUUUUUUCAGGAUGGCUUGAAGGCUGUAGAAGGUUUAAAACCCUCCAUGGAAAAGUUGGCGACAGAUUUGCAUGCUAUCAAGCAGGUGCAAGAUGAAGAAAGAAAACAGCUCGUUCAGCUUCGGGAUGUACUUAAAGCAGGACUUCAGGUUGAACAAAAAGAGGAUUCGCAGGUUCGCCAGAGCACCAUGUAUAGCUUGCAUCAACCUCAAGGAAACAAAGAACAUGGAACAGAAAAAAGUGGUGCUUUGUAUAAAAAAAGUGAUGGACUUAGGAAAGUGUGGCAGAAAAGGAAAUGUACAGUAAAAAAUGGUUAUCUAACAAUUUCACAUGGAACAGUUAAUAGACCACCGGCAAAGCUCAAUCUACUUACAUGUCAGGUGAAAGCAAAUCCUGAAGAGAGAAAAUGUUUUGAUCUCAUAUCACAUGAUAGAACAUACCAUUUUCAGGUGGACGAUGAGCAGGAAUGCCAAGUCUGGAUUUCCGUUCUGCAGAACAGUAAAGAAGAGGCUUUGAACAAUGCUUUCAAGGGGGAUCAUAAUGCAGGAGAAAAUAACAUUGUCCAGGAAUUAACAAAAGCAAUUAUUGUAGAGGUGCAGCGGAUGACCGGAAAUGAUGUGUGUUGUGACUGCAGAGCACCAGAUCCAACGUGGCUAUCUACUAAUUUGGGAAUUUUAACAUGCAUUGAGUGCUCUGGAAUUCACAGGGAACUGGGAGUUCAUCAUUCCAGAAUACAAUCCCUUAUGUUAGAUGUAUUAGGGACAUCAGAACUCUUGCUAGCUAAGAACAUUGGGAAUGCAGCAUUUAAUGAGAUUAUGGAAGCUGGUCUGUCAUCAGAUGGAACUGUCAAACCUAAUCCAAAUAGUGAUAUGGUUGCCCGAAAAGACUACAUUACGGCUAAAUAUAUAGAACGGAAGUACGCAAGGAAAAGGUCCACUGACAAUGCUGCCAAACUUAGCUAUCUCUGUGAUGCAAUUAAAGCAAGAGAUAUUUUUGCAUUAAUUCAGGUGUAUGCUGAUGGUGUCGAUCUUACUGACCCAAUACCUUUGGCAAAUGGACAUGAACAAGGAGAAACUGCACUACAUCUUGCGGUAAGAUUAGUGGACAGAACAUCACUUCAUGUAGUUGACUUUCUAGUACAAAACAGUGGGAAUCUUGAUAAACAGACUAACAAAGGCAGUACAGCAUUACACUAUUGCUGUCUGAAUGAUAAUGUGGAGUGUCUUAAGUUGCUUUUGAGGGGCAAAGCUUCCAUUGAAAUAGCCAAUGAAGCAGGGGAAACACCACUUGAUAUAGCUAAACGCUUAAAACAUGCUCAGUGUGAAGAAGUGCUUAUACAAUCAUUAUCAGGAAAAUUCAAUGCACAUGUGCAUGUAGAAUAUGAAUGGAGGUUGCAUCAUGAAGAUUUGGAUGAAAGUGAUGAUGAUAUUGAAGACAAGCAAUCCAGUCCCAAUAGACCCAUCAGUUUCUAUCAAUUAUCAUAUCAGUCAGGAGUAAACCAGCUUCAGCCUCCAGCAUCUCAUGCAGUGCUGUCAAGAGAUUCAACCAUAAAAGACAAGCAGCGACCAUUCAUUCCAAGUAUACUAAAUAAUGAGACAUAUGGAACUGUACUGAGCUCCAGCCCUCCUGCUCCUGUAACGAUUGCUCCUCCUCUUCCGCCAAGGAACAUCAACAAAGCUCAACCUUUGGUUCCUGGUAUUCAGACAACUACAUCAUCAAGUGUUUGGAAGUCAGCACCAGUUGGAAUGGAUACUACAAGUAGGCAAAGAUCUGCUUCAGAUCCUCCAAAUCUUCAUCCACCUAUACCACCAAUCCGGGUGACAUCAGCAACAGCAAAUCCUUCACCUCCAGCUCCAGUGGCAAAAACUAACAGUGUUAUUGAAGCAAUGAGCCUACAGGUAAAGCAGUCGCAACCUUCACAGCAGCAACCAGGUUCUCUGCAAGCUUCCCAGAACAAAAAAACACCCCCGCCGCCACUGCCUCCACAGCCACCACUUCGCACUUCACAACAGAAAUCAUUGUCCAGUUCUGAUCGAACAUCCACACCCAAAAGACCAUCAACAGUUCUUGGAUCAAUACAAGCACUGCCUUCAGGUGAUGCUUCUGUGACAUCUGAAGCUGCACCAAAAAAGCCAGGGCAUGCACCUAAUUCAGCAAAUUUAAACAAGGCUCCAGCACCAAUGCCACGGAAGUCUCAAAUGAUGAAGUCUAAGCCAAGAAGAGUAAAAGCAACUUACAACUGUAGUGCAGAUAAUCCUGAUGAGCUCACUUUCUCAGAGGGUGAGAUUAUUGUUGUUGAUGGUGAGGAAGAUCCAGAGUGGUGGAUUGGCCACAUUGAAGGAGACCCAAAGCGAAGGGGUGUAUUCCCAGUAACAUUUGUGCACUUCAUUCCUGACUAAGCUCUUUCAGAAGUGGAAAAAAACAAUUUGAUUAUGGUACCAUAUCCUGAUGACAAGGAAUGCAUCUUUUAGCAGGAUAGCCAAAUCACUUCUUAGAUGGAGGAUGUUAUAAAUAUCUAGUUCUGAAAUAUGUAUUCUUGUUGAAGUAUUUGCACUUUCAAUACAACUGGAGAUUCAUUUUUAUAACACAUAGACUUAUGUCUGUAAAUUCACUAUGGUGCAGGUAGGUACUUGGGAUGGAAAGAAUGCUAUUUUUAGAUAGCGAGUAGCUCACAUCACUAACUUAAAUGUUGAAAUAUGUAGCAGCAACAAUGAAGCAAAAUUGGAAAACACAGGUAGUGAUUAAAAUGAUAUAAUUCACAAAUCAGGUAAUAAAUUUAGAAAGCAUGCUGUUUUUGUGAACUUCAUAAUUUCCAUAAAGCCUUAAAGCAUUACUAUAAAUCUGAAACAGUAGCUGUUUCCAUACUGGUUUUAAUUUAAACCUGUAAUUUUCUUAAGUAUUCAUGAACACAGGAUUCUAAUGAUGUAAAUAUGAAUAUUUUUCAAUAUGCAGCUAAUGAACAGCAAUAAUAUCCAACAUAGUUGUUAUUCAAGGGAGAGAAAUUAGCGAUGGAAAUUCAGACAUUAUUUGGGAUCCUUUACGUAUUCUGUUGCAUCAUAUAGUUUAACAAAAAUUGUGUUUAACUAGUUAUAUCAUUUUAAAAAAAGAAAUUCAGUGUUGUACAGGCUUUUUUUUUAAAGUCUGCAUAGAAUUAUUGAUUUUUAUUAAGGACAAAACUUUUCAAGAAAAUAAAUUUAAAUGUGUAGUGUAAACCAUUUCUAGUAACCUUCAUCUCAGACAUUUCUUGCAGUGGUCUUUCUGGCCUGUUAUUGAUAAUUAGUAUUUUAACUUAUUAGAUGUGUUAAUUUUCUUUUUAAAAAGAUGCCCUGAAUUCCAAUGCAUAGGAAUGCAAAAAUGAAAAUUAUUUUGGACUGGCAAUAAUAUUAACAAUUGCAGCCUAUCAAAUUUAAUUAAAUAUUUCUGUAAUCAUUAUCCAAAUGGAGAAAUUAACCUUUGUAUGUAAUACAAAUUAAUACUGAAGAUGUUGACAUCAUUCAGCUCUAUUACUUUCUAUGUGUGAGUAAAAGGAUCAUAAAAAUGUCUGGACAGGAUAAAUAUUGCUAUCCUAUCUCAUGUCAUUGCCUGUGAGUAAUAUUUAGAGCCGUAAGACAAAAACUAUUUGGGAUAUGGUGUAAAAUGAAUACAAAUAUGACAAACUUGGUAUUUGUUGCAGAGCAACACUAUAUAUAUUGUAAAUGUUAAGUCCUAUAAUACUUUUACAUUUCUUUGCAAUGAUUGAUAAUUAGAGCAUGUGUAAUGUACUGUAUAUCUCUGUUUUAACAUUGGAAUUAAUUCAGAAAUAAAGUUAUUAAACCAAAGCCUGCUUCAGAAUGCAGGUCUAUUUCUCAUAAUUUGAAUGAGACCUAGUUCAUUUGCUAUUUGAAAAAACAGCAUCUGAUGAAAUACUGUACAAAGUCAAGAUCUAAAGUGUUUAAAAAUCUAACCACUGUAUCAAGUUAAGGCAGCUUUAUUUGUUAGCUAUCAUUUUGUUAAUCAGUACAUAUGCACAAAAUCAGUUCAUUCCAUUAAAGACUGAAAUUGA